Molecule: messenger RNA, 513 nt
Organism: Adineta ricciae
Lineage: Eukaryota; Metazoa; Rotifera; Eurotatoria; Adinetida; Adinetidae
Source: the annotation of a GenBank genome assembly
AUGAUUGCCGUGAUGUAUGGCGGCACUUAUUGCUCAAUAUUCUUCGUAUUCACUUUAACAUCAAUCCACUUCUUGGUAACAGCGAUAGAAAUGGAGAUUAUGGCUAUGGUAGGGUUAUUUGAUCGCACUCGUCUUCCAUGGGGUACAAGUGCCAAAAUGGCAGUUUUCUGCACUGGAUCGUUGUGUAAACUAUUGGGUAUCCCAUGGUUAGUUUUUGUGGAACGAAUUGUUUACAAGAAACACACGUCUUUUGGCAGCAAUUUAUCAUUAAUCGUGAUUCUUACUGGAAUGUUUUAUGCCACGGUAGCAGAUGUCAGUUUAAGUAUAGUAGGCAGCAGUAUUGGUAUAGUUGCUGUUAUGAUCACCACUCAGUAUCAAAUUUGGCAAGGCAUAGUACAAUGUGAACAUAAACUGAGCCCAUUGCAAAUCAAUUAUGCACAAGCAUUGCCGACUUUUUUUCUCACAGAUGGACUGUCACAGAGGCACAAUGGAUCAUCUUCAGUGCUAUCUUAG